This is a messenger RNA of Acanthocheilonema viteae, 687 nucleotides long. NCBI's taxonomy places the organism in Eukaryota, Metazoa, Nematoda, Chromadorea, Rhabditida, Onchocercidae. The record is from the annotation of a GenBank genome assembly.
AUGUUGCAACUACUCAUUAUUGUCAGUCUUCACUGCGUAACAUUCAUAUUGUCUAGUAUCAUUUCACUUGGUCAGCAAUUAUCCAAUGAAUUUGGAUCAACCAUCAAGCAUUAUGUCCGACAUGAGGAGGUGCGGCAGAGUCGGGCGGGACUGGCUCGAGUCGAGUUGGUUAGGUCGGGUCGGGUUGGCUCAGACGUGAUGGGCGAAUAUUUCUUUAAUAUUGACCACGGUUAUUUGGAGGGUUUAGUCCGAGGAUUCAAGGAAGGUAUUCUGACACAAACCGAUUAUACCAAUCUUGUUCAAUGCGAAACUCUUGAAGAUCUGAAACUUCAUAUUCAGUCAACAGAUUAUGGAAGUUUUUUGGCAAAUGAACCAGGCUCAAUAACAGUCCAGGUUAUUGAUGAGCGAUUGAAAGAAAAGCUGGUAACGGAAUUUACACAUUUUCGAAACAAUGCCCUGAAGCCCUUGUCAACAUUUUUGGAUUAUAUAACAUACUCGUAUAUGAUUGAUAAUAUCAUUUUGCUGAUUACGGGGACAUUACAUCAACGGCCAAUCAAUGAGCUUAUCUCGAAAUGUCAUCCUCUUGGUUCUUUUGAGCAGAUGGAAGCUAUUCAUAUCGUUUCAACACCAGCUGAACUUUAUAAUGCCGUGCUUGUGGAUACUCCUUUAGGCAAAAAUUAUUCUUGA